Molecule: messenger RNA, 1769 nt
Organism: Hevea brasiliensis (rubber tree)
Lineage: Eukaryota; Viridiplantae; Streptophyta; Magnoliopsida; Malpighiales; Euphorbiaceae
Product: putative pentatricopeptide repeat-containing protein At3g15200
Exons: 2
Molecular function (GO): protein binding
Source: RefSeq, a predicted model, not a curated record
AUUUACAAAAUGCCUCCCAUAUUCCAACAAUUCAAAACCAUUUUAUGGCAAAACAUUUACUUGAAAUCCAAAUUCAAAUGUCCAACCAUACCCACAACUUGCCGCUCUUUCCUUGUUUACAUUCACUAUCUUCACAUCCCACAUAACCGAAAUCCUGGAGAGUCCAAGUCCCCAUUCAAAGCAUUUCACUUUGUUCAUUCGGUUGCUAAUUCCCUUUCACUAACUGCACCCCAAAAUGAACCUGCCAAUGAACUAGCAAUCCAAGUCCAAAACAUCUUCGAGAAUUACAGAGACAGCCCCACAAGGAAGAUUGAGCUUGCUCUCAAUCAUUGCUGCCUCACAUUGACAGAAGAUCUAAUCUUGAACAUACUGAGGAGGCACCGAUCUGAUUGGAAACCAGCUUUUAUAUUUUUCAACUGGGUUUCUAAAGGUGGCCAAAUUAUUUUGGGUUCUGGUGUUUAUAAUGAGAUUCUUGACAUUCUUGGAAAAAUGAGGCGGUUUGGGGAAUUGAACCAAGUGCUUGAUGAAAUGUCCAACAGAGGGGGACUUGUCAAUGAGGAAACAUAUAGAGUUCUGGUUAAUAGAUUUGCAGCUGCACAUAAGGUGGAAGAGGCAAUUGAGGUUUUCAAUAAGAGGAGAGACUUAGGGCUAGAGCUUGAUUUGGUUGCAUUCCAGAAACUUUUGAUGUGUUUAUGUAGGUACAAGCAUGUAGAAGUUGCAGAAACUUUGUUUUAUUCUAAGGGAAAUGAUUUUGGCAUGGAUAUAAAGACGAUGAAUAUUGUUCUGAAUGGGUGGUGUGUGUUAGGAAAUGUGCAUGAGGCAAAGAGGUUUUGGAAAGAUAUAGUUAGCUCUAAAUGCAAGCCAGAUUUGUUUACAUAUGGAACUUUUAUUAAAGCAUUAACCAAGAAGGGAAAGUUAGGCAAAGCAAUGAAACUCUAUCGAGCAAUGUGGGAGAAACAUUGCAAGCCAGAUGUGGUGAUAUGCAAUUGUAUUAUUGACGCAUUGUGUUUCAAGAAGAGGAUUCCAGAGGCCUUGGAGGUUUUCAGGGAAAUGAGUGAACAGGGUUGUUUACCAAAUGUGGCUACCUACAACUCGCUUAUCAAGCAUUUGUGCAAAAUUCAGAGGAUGGAGAAGGUUUACGAGCUUUUGGAUGAAAUGCAGGACAAGAAGGGGAGCUGCAUGCCAAAUGAUAUAACUUUCAAUUUCUUGCUCCAGGCAUUGAAGAAGCCAGAGCAACUUCCUUGGGUUUUAGAAAGGAUGGAGAGGAAUGGAUGCAAGAUCAAUGGUGACACAUAUAACUUGAUCUUGAAAUUGUAUGUGGCUUGGGAUUGUGAGGAAAGAAUAAUAGGUACUUGGAAUGAGAUGGAGAAAUAUGGUUUGGGACCUGAUCGACGAUCCUAUACCAUUAUUAUCCAUUGGCUCCAUCACAAGGGAAGAAUUAAGGAUGCUUUGCAUUACUUUUGGGAGAUGAAAUCUAAGGGAAUGGUUCCAGAGCCAAGGACUGAGAUGUUGGUCAAUGCAAUGAGUAUGAAGUCGAAAGAAAAUGAUGCUGAACAAGAGGAAAAAGGUGCAAUAAAUAGUAAAAAAUCAUCAAGUUCUAUGCGCAAAAGGAUAAGGAAGAUUAGAGCAGGAUGAUGAAGUUAUAUAAAUGGUGCUGCAGUUUUCAUGAAUUCUAUGAGAGGUUUUGGCCAUAAGUUUCGUUCAUUCACUACUUCUGCUUCAACUCCAUCAUAUUCAUUUCCAUGGAUCUCUCCUCUUCAAUUUUCAAA